AUGCCAAGCCGAGUGCUGAAAGGGCCGCCGAUGAAAUCAAUGAUCUCACCGUCGCCCUUUCUGCGACUUGUUUCAGAAAUCAAGAGGGAGCACUGCCGCGUCAACUACGACUCUCCCUUCACGUGUCACAAAUGCGGCAGACGUUACACGUGGACGGACUCCUUGACGAGGCAUCUACGCGAGGGUUGCGGCAUGCUGCCAAAGUACAAUUGUUCGUCAGUGCACAAUUCGUCGGACUAUUAUAAGAGGCUGGGGCGACACUUCUGCACGACUUGCGGGAAAGAGUACAAGUGGAUGCAGUCAUUGAUCAGGCACGAACGGGAGGAGUGUGGCAAGGAGCCGCAACACAGUUGUCCCGUGUGCGGCGCGAAGAUCCGGCACAAGUGGAUGCUGAAGAAACACCUGAUCAACGUUCACAAGUGGGUCAUUCCGAACGGUUACAGGAAGUCCCGUUAUCACAGGCGGUAUCGCGGCAGAUAUACCUGCGACGUGUGCGGCAAGGAGUACACGUGGAAACCGUCUCUGACGAGACACAAGCGCGAAGAGUGCGGCAAACAACCACGUUUCGAGUGUCCGAUAUGCGUUGCGAAGUUUCGCCGGAGCUGUCAACUGAGGCAACACCUGUGUCACGUUCACCAAUGGAAUAACUACCAAUGGGACGACCAUUGGAACGACCAAUGGAAGAACGACGCGUAUUUGUAA
Messenger RNA from Harpegnathos saltator (Jerdon's jumping ant), 702 nucleotides. Its product is annotated as zinc finger protein 606. The record is from RefSeq and is a predicted model, not a curated record. NCBI's taxonomy places the organism in Eukaryota, Metazoa, Arthropoda, Insecta, Hymenoptera, Formicidae. The transcript is spliced from 3 exons. Bases 1 to 702 code for a protein of 233 amino acids.